Molecule: messenger RNA, 1281 nt
Organism: Lingula anatina
Lineage: Eukaryota; Metazoa; Brachiopoda; Lingulata; Lingulida; Lingulidae
Product: peptidoglycan recognition protein 1
Biological process (GO): peptidoglycan catabolic process
Molecular function (GO): N-acetylmuramoyl-L-alanine amidase activity; zinc ion binding
Source: RefSeq, a predicted model, not a curated record
UGAAGCGGUUACUGACGUUUCUGUAAUGUGACACUGGACACGCGCUGUGGCGUAGGGGUCUAUGUAUAUAUAAACUGCAAACAGACACGAAGCUUUAAAACACCACCUGUGAGGAAAAAAGUGCGACAAAAAGUAUGAAUCUGGUUCUUAUCCUAACGCUGUGUAUCGCUGGUCCAACCCUGGCCUCAGCUGCUUCGUGUGUAUGUGGUACUGGAUAUGUGAACAUUCGCUCCAGUCCCGGGGUGACCUCAAAAAACAAGAUUGGUCUUCUCACCCCAGACGCCUGUCUUCCUUUUACAGGAAAAACACAGUAUGCUGGUAGCCAUGUUUGGUUCAACGUGGAUUACAAUGGACAAGACGGUUGGAUUGCCAGUAACUGGUUGCGUACAUCUAGCACCGGCUGCUCGGCUGGAAGUUCAGCGGGAAGUUCUUCGGGAAGUUCUUCGGGAAGUUCAGUGGGAUCGGAAUGUCCACGAAUCAUCAGUCGAUCAGAGUGGGGAGCUAAACCCUCAAACAACCCAUUGGUGCCACUUCCAGCCACGCCCAAAUACAUGUUCAUUCACCACACCGCCGGCAGAUUCUGUAGCACGACAGAGGCGUGCAAAGCUGAGAUGAGAUCCAUACAGGAUUUGCACAUGACAGCGCCAAGACAAUGGAGCGACAUUGGUUACAGUUUCUUAGUUGGAGAAGACGGGAACGUGUACGAAGGACGGGGGUGGAAUAAAGUGGGAGCGCACACUUACGGGUACAACAGCGUUGGACUUGCAAUAAGCUUUAUGGGCAACUUUAUGGAUAGACUUCCAAACGACAAAGCCCUGAACGCAGCCAAGCAGUUGAUCAGUUGCAGCGUUGCUAAAGGCGAAUUGGAGAGCAAUUACAUUCUAAAGGGCCACAGAGACAUGAAAGCGACAGCUUGCCCGGGAGAUACGUUGUAUGAGCUCAUCACCAAAUGGCCCCACUACGUGCCUAACUAAAACUUAAGGGUUUUUAUUUGCACCUUUGACAUUUGCUGCAGUGUUUCCAUAGUGGUAAAGAUUUUGCUUCAAUUGAUAUUACUCUGUAGACGUGAGAUGAGGAAAUAAAAUACAAUGUUUUGCGUAGCCCGUUCUGUCUCAACCAACACAAUCUUCUCAAGAAAUGGGUGGAAAUCUCAGCUUUCAAGCUCAACUAACACAUUUGUAAAAUUCCACGCGAUCAGCUGGCACCACACGAUUGAACUUUUCAUACCACUCGACACAAGGGACGAUAAGCUGCUCAAAGACAAAUUUGAAAAAAAAAAAA